This is a messenger RNA of Trichobilharzia regenti, 495 nucleotides long. Lineage: Eukaryota; Metazoa; Platyhelminthes; Trematoda; Strigeidida; Schistosomatidae. The record is from the annotation of a GenBank genome assembly.
AUGAAUCCAAUAUUAUUAAUUACUUUCUGUUUCUAUCAACAAGCCAGUAUAAUUCAAUCAUUGACAGCAUUUCGUGAGACUCAACAACAGGAAGAACAACUAGUCAGCAGCAGUCCUAUGUAUCAAAAUGAAUUAUUAUCAUCAGAAGGCACUGGUGAUGAUAUCCCACAACUACUGGAAGGAAACCAGAGGCAACACGAUGAACAAGAACUACACCAAGUAAAUCCAGGUAAAUUUAUUCGUGAAAAAUCCUCACACCCAUUAUUCUUAUUACCACCAUCACGCUCAUUUUCAAAUAAUGAUUUACACAAUUAUCCCCUAAAACCGACAGUAUAUCAGUAUGUUAGAUCUUGCUGUAAUCGUGAAGUAAUGCGACCGAUGGGUGGUGGACAUAUGACAGGACCAUGUUGUGCACAGUUAAUACGAUUUAAUUAUUUCAUUCGACUAUCAUAUAAAUGGUUUAAAGAAGUAAUGAAACAAACGAAUAAAACAUAA